Molecule: messenger RNA, 760 nt
Organism: Aspergillus saccharolyticus JOP 1030-1
Lineage: Eukaryota; Fungi; Ascomycota; Eurotiomycetes; Eurotiales; Aspergillaceae
Exons: 1
Coding region: 222-392 (56 amino acids)
Source: RefSeq, a predicted model, not a curated record
ACGGAUGCAAGGCCAGCAGCGACUGAGGCUGAGCUGACCGAAAUUCUCAGCCUCCGGCCAAGCGGUGACAGGAAGUCACACGCGUACAUCACAAUACUGUAGUCUACUUACACUAAGCGGAAAGCUGACCAGUUUUGAAGCCGCUUUGAUAGGUUCUGAUCUGAAUUUAUCUGAAUAUAGGUCGAAAAGAAGAGGGACGAGGGGAGAAGGGAGGAAAAAGGAUGAAUGACAGGGAGAAUGGAAGGGGAGGGGGAGAAACAGGAGGAGGAGCAGAAGCACGUGGGGCUUCUUCUUCUUCUUCUUCUUCCUCCUCCUGUGCCUCUCCCGAUGACGUCGAGAGCGACACACAACAUCAACAACAACUGGUUAACUUGCAGUAUUUUGCUACCUGAGCACCCAAAGAGGCGAUCUUUCGCCUGUCAGUCGGUCGCUUUCUCACCACUGCCAGGGCGCGUGGGGCAUUUGUUUCCUGCCUGAGAGGGAUCCGCGACUCCUACGGAGCAAUUCAUGAUCCAAGUAAGGUGCAGACAUUCUAUCCAUAUCAUCUUUCUGAACGCUUGAUGCAUAAAAUCUAGUAAGGUCACUAGCUUUUCCAGCGGCUAUGAUAUAUGUACUGUGCUCAAAGGGGAUGGCAAGUUUAAGAAGUCUUGUCCGUCAUCGCCCAACACCGAUCUUGUACUCCAGUUUUGUUCUGUCACUCUACGCCUGACAUUUGGCACUUGCCAACUUCGGCUCCCCCCUUGAAGCACUCUCGGAAUAG